Chilo suppressalis (striped riceborer) is the source of this 1405-nucleotide messenger RNA. The record is from the annotation of a GenBank genome assembly. Lineage: Eukaryota; Metazoa; Arthropoda; Insecta; Lepidoptera; Crambidae.
GGGGACCACCGGACAAGGGCCCCAGACGGUGGAGGAAAACUAUCACACGCUAAAUACAAAAACCACUUCGUUCCACCGAAUUUAAGCUUACUAUAAAUAAAGGUUGCAUUUGCGAAAUGACAUCAGUCGCACUACGCCUGUAACGAUCACAUCAACAAAAUGUUGACGACGUUUUUCACCUUGGCUGUUUUUACCGUGGCAGCGGCUCAGCUGUUUCAUAGAGUGGAGUUAUCAAAUGAGAAAACACCUUACGAUUACGUGAAAGAAAGAUUGGAUGCAAUUGGUACCGAUCCGAAGUCUGGAGUGCCGAUUUCUGGAUCAUACGAAGUGGAAGAAAGUGAAGAUUAUCCUGAGCAAAUUGAAGGAGCUGCAUCAUCAAUCCUUAAUACCGUUGGAGGAGUUGGUGGUGUAGGAGUUGGUGGUCUUGGUUAUGGAAUUGGUGGACUUGGUGGUUUAGGUGUUGGCGGGAUUGGUCUUGGUCAAGGAUUAGGUUUUGGCCUUGGUGGUACGGGAGUUGGUGUUGGUGGCACUGGUGUUGGUGUGGGCGGAAUCGCCAAUGGAGUUGGCCUAAUCAACCCAGCUAUUGGAGGACUCGGUGUUGGAGGCAUUGGCCUUGGAAACGGACUCCUCUAUCAUCCAUUAUUAGGAGCACAAGUAGGUGGUGGAUAUGUUGAUAAAAAAGCAUAUGACGCCGCACAAAAGAAAGGCGCUGACGAGAAUGUAGAGAAAUUAGAAAAGAAAGCAGAAGAGGAAUCUAAGCAUGGUCAAGAAGGUUUUCAACAAGCCGCUGCUGCUGCCAAGGGAGAAAAGGGAGAGUCAAGUUUCUACAAAGACGAAGAAGCAAAGAAAAAAGCUGCUGGCGAUGAAAAAUUCUAUGAAGGGGCCCAGAAAUUGGACAAGCACGGUGCCAACGAAGAACAAGUAAAGAAAGCAAAAAGCCACAAGAAAGGCCACGUGAGCAAAGGUUUUAAAUCUUCUAGCAGUAAGAACGAAGAAGAGAAGACGGAAAGCUUCUACGACGAAGCUCACGACGAAGCAGACCACAAAGUGGCCGGACACAAUGCAGGUUCUUUCGGAGAAAACCAGCAACAGGGAUUCAAAGGGGCGCACGAAGAAAAAGUUCUGGAUGCCAAUGCGCAAGGGAAGGAGGGCCAUCACGUCGCCGAACAGAAAUUCGAUGAUGCCAAAGCUAAUAAGGGUGAGUACUUGCAAAAAGGCUACAAGGGUGGUGCGGAACUGUUGGAGAAGUUCAAUAACCUCGGAGCUCAUGCGGUGCACGGACACCAAGAGGCCAGCGGCGGCUACCAGCAAAACAAAGGAAUCCUGCCGAUCCAUUAGGAAUAGCGAAGCGCAUUGAAGACCCAAAGUGGAGUAACUUUAAUAAUAAACUUUUUAUGACUUUUGG